Messenger RNA from Tachysurus vachellii, 840 nucleotides. RefSeq names its product NADH:ubiquinone oxidoreductase subunit A7 (gene ndufa7). The record is from RefSeq and is a predicted model, not a curated record. Gene Ontology annotation, cellular component: mitochondrial inner membrane. Lineage: Eukaryota; Metazoa; Chordata; Actinopteri; Siluriformes; Bagridae. The transcript is spliced from 4 exons. Gene Ontology annotation, biological process: mitochondrial electron transport, NADH to ubiquinone; ATP synthesis coupled electron transport. The coding region runs from base 130 to 456 and encodes 108 amino acids.
AUGUGUUCGUAGCUGAUGUCAGAUCAGUUGCGACGAAAUACGUACGUGGCUAGGUCCGGUCCUUAAUAUGAGAACUGAUCCCGGAACAGUACCAGUGCAGAGCAUAUUAUUUUCACCUUGACAUCAGCUAUGGCGACUGCGACAACGUUUAUUCAGAGAUUAAGGAACUUUUUGGCGGGGAGGAAUCUUCAAUCAAAGCUUCAAUUGCGUUACGAAGAAGUUACAAAAAGGACUCAGCCUCCUCCUAAACUUCCUGUUGGUCCCAGCCAUAAGUUUGCCAACAAUUAUUACCUUACCAGAGAUGGGAGACGGGAAUCUGUUCCAGCAACUGUUAUAAUGUCUUCUCGGAAAGCCCUAGCAGCUGGCAGCGAAGCACCAGCAAAGACCAAGCGUCCUGUCCUGCCUGGCCCUGAGCCAAAAGAGCUCCCGCUGUCCACUGAUCAGCCGUACCUCUGAACCGUCUCCUAGUGUGAUCAGGAAAUACUGCUCAUAAACUUUGCUCAUCUUGACUAACUCGUGUGUGUGUAUAUAUGCUAAAUUAUAUACAUAACUAAACUAUGUGUAUAUACAUCCAGAAACAAGUUAAUUUUUUUUCUGUCUUUUCAUUGUUUCUUGUCUUUAUUUAAUUUGUUCAGAAUUAGAAUUCAUCAGUCAUGAAUACACAUUUGUCUAUUUCUUUGCUUUUCAGUUAUUUCUGUUAACUUUCUGCUAAGAAAGGAAAUCUUCAUAAAAAAAAGACGUUAUAAUAUUUCCACCAAUGCACCAGAGGUUUUUCAGUCACAUAACUGCAAAGAUGGGGAUGGUUUAAAGCUUUAAUAAAAGAACAUGUUUCAGUCAAAA